GUUCAUGGCAUUUUCGAUUCUUCUAUCUAUUUGAAUUGGUAGGGAAGCCGAAAGAGAAGACGAGCAUCGAGAAGAGUCAGUUUUCAAUCUCUUCGAAAAUGGAGGGAAUCUGCUGCUACUAUGGCCGACCUUAUCAAGGAAUUACCAACUUCAAGACUGUUCAUGGUGCACGAUGCUGCUCAGGUAAUGACAGCAAGAUCGGAACCCCAGGGAUUGUGAAAGUCGCUGUGAAUGGAGUUACAGAGAUGUUGAGGCUAUUAUCUUCCUUUAGGGGUAACAGAAUGGAUGCGGUAAUCUACGCACAAAGGACUGAGAUUUCAGUUUCUAGCAUCAACGAUGUUCUGGCAAUCCUCAAGUCUGAUUAUGAGAAUGCUUAUUUUGUUACAGGAACCUUCACUUCUGCAAUUUACGCUGAAGAUUGUAUCUUUGAAGAUCCGACAAUCAGAUUUCAAGGUACGGAGCUGUAUUCACGCAAUUUGAAACUGCUUGUUCCAUUUUUCGACUGCCCGUCGAUUGGAUUGCAAAAGAUCGAGAAGAGGACUGACAGGCCAAAGCGGAUGGGAUCUUUGAGAAUAGAACGGCCAGAGGGUGUUGCUUCAGAGAGAAGUUUUGUGUUGGCAAGAUGGAAACUAAGAACCUAUCUGAAACUCCCAUGGAAACCUCUCAUUUCAAUUGAUGGGAGCACAGUCUAUGAAUUGGAUGAUGAAUUUAAAAUUGUUAGGCAUGCUGAGAGUUGGAAUGUUUCUGCACUGGAAGCAAUUGGUCAGAUAUUCACUCCUAGUUUUGGGCAACGUGAUGACUAAAUGGAGAUCUCCAGAAAUCUCAAGCCACCAUAAAUUUUCGGCACAAUCUUUUGCUCUUUGGUACUGCAGAAAGUAAAAUAAUGUUUCUUUAUUUCAUAACUAUUGUGAAUUUGCAGCCCUUGGCACUGACAGUUGAUCAAGGUUGCUGGUAGGUAAAAGCUGUCAAGGCUCCAAUUUGAGAGAGGCACCGGCUAUUAGAGCCGCAGCUCACAUACGUAAACCAUGAAGCUGGGUUAUAGCAAAUUGCGGGUAUGUAGUUUAUGCUCCUCCUUUCUGAUGCAGUCCCCAUUAUGGCUUUGUCAUGAUUGUAGGACAGGAUCUCAAAGGAAAGUAAUAAUUGAUGGGAUAUAUUUGGUUUAUAGGUUGUGUUAGGAGUUCUAAAAAUUACUAGUAUAUCAAUUAAGAGUGAAGGAAGGAUUCAAUGUCAUAUGUUGAAUCAGAUCUUCAUC
Messenger RNA from Tripterygium wilfordii, 1252 nucleotides. RefSeq lists its product as uncharacterized. The record is from RefSeq and is a predicted model, not a curated record. Bases 99 to 803 code for a protein of 234 amino acids. NCBI's taxonomy places the organism in Eukaryota, Viridiplantae, Streptophyta, Magnoliopsida, Celastrales, Celastraceae. The transcript is spliced from 10 exons.